Messenger RNA from Aspergillus niger, 1518 nucleotides. RefSeq lists its product as uncharacterized. Bases 1 to 1518 code for a protein of 505 amino acids. The transcript has 7 exons. Gene Ontology annotation, biological process: transmembrane transport. The record is from RefSeq and is a predicted model, not a curated record. Gene Ontology annotation, molecular function: transmembrane transporter activity. Lineage: Eukaryota; Fungi; Ascomycota; Eurotiomycetes; Eurotiales; Aspergillaceae.
AUGACCCCAGGCCUCGAUCGGACUGCUAUUCCGGGCACCGUGACGCUGGUGGACUUGGAGCAUGUCCUUGCCACCCGUCAUGCGGAUCGCGGCGACAGUGACAUCGUUCUCAUUCCGGAACCGUCCAAUGAUCCCGAUGAUCCCUUGAAUUGGGCCCCCUGGAGGAAGACCUUGUCUACCAUCUGUGUGAGCGUGUACACGUUAUUUGCUGGUAUCGCAUGCUCUGUCGUCUACUCGGUGCUCACGCAGUUAUCCGAAGCAACAGGUGUCUCGGUUGAUACUCUCAAUCAGGGAACCGGGUAUAUGUUUUUGUUCGCUGGAUGGGGGCUUUUGUUUUGGCAGCCACUGGCGCUGCAGUAUGGCAAGCGUCUGACAUACAUCCUUUCUUUGUGUGGGGGUACGUUGUCUGACAUGACUGUAUGCAUAAUUACUGACCCCAGCAGUCCCUAUAUCCACACCAACGGCCAGUGGAUUGCGCGCAGUAUCCUUUCGGGGUUCUUCACGGCUCCCAUUGAAGCUCUCCCAGAAGUAACCGUGACUGAUGUGUACUUCACCCAUGAGCGGGGAACAUACAUGGCGUUAUAUGCAUUCUUCCUGGCAGGCAGCAACUACUUUGCACCAGUCAUCUGCGGCUUCAUCGCCGAGUACCAAGGCUGGCAAUGGGUGUUCUACUGGCCCAGCAUUUUCUGCGCCUUUGCAAUUGUCUUCUUGUUUUUCUUCAUGGAAGAGACGAACUACGUGCGCGAGAAGGCGCCAGUCGCGGAGGUUACUUCGACGGAAGCUUCUUCGCGCACGUCCGAGCAGGGCGACAAGGAGAAACGUCCUGCUGAUGUGGCACAACAGAGUGACACAGAAUGCGGGGUGAUGUAUCAGAGGAAGACGUAUCUGCAGAAACUCUCGCUUGUAGGGCCCAGGCUGCCGAGGAACAAUAUGUUCCGGCGGUUCUACCACACAUUGUACUAUCUGAGCUGGCCAGUGGUAUUCUACGCGGGAUUCUCGUACGGAUCAUACCUUAUAUGGUUCAAUGUGUUGAACGGAACAGCUUCUAUUAUUUUGGGCGGCGCGCCUUAUAAUUUCAGCUCUGCAAUGGUCGGACUCAGCUAUGUAUCCUGCAUUCUGGGUACAUUACUAGCCUCUCUCUUCACCGGCCGCUUCAGCGACUGGCUCACGGUCCGACUCGCGCGACGCAACAACGGAGUCAUGGAAGCCGAACAGCGCCUGUGGCCCUUUGCCAUCUGCCUUAUCCUCGUGCCAGGAUCUCUCUUGCUCUGGGGCGUGGGAGCGGCGCACCAAGUGCAUUGGUUCGGACUGAUCGUAGCGAUGUGUCUGCUGGCGUUGGCGAACACGUGCGGCAUCACGCUGAGCGUCAACUACCUGGUCGACAGCUACCGGGAGCUGAGCGGGGAUGCGAUGGCGAGUGUGAUAUUGGUUCGGAACACCAUGUCGUUCGCCAUGGGCUAUGGGUAUUUCCAUCCCUUCCACUUGGUAAUCUUCAGCAAGCUAACUGCAAUAGAAUAA